AUGAGACUCCUCAACACCAAAACAUUAGAGCUAUCCGCCUUCCACCAAGACCGGCCCCCCUACGCCAUCCUAAGCCACACCUGGACCGACGACGAAGCGCCUCUAGAGGCCUUCGUCCGGCGCGCCCGCCUCUCGCGCCCCAUCGCGCGCCUCCGAAAGCGCCGGUACGCCAAGGUGCGCCGGGCGUGCAAGCUGGCGCGCUCGAACGGGCUCAACUGGAUCUGGAUCGACACGUGCUGCAUCGACAAGGCCAGCAGCGCCGAGCUGACCGAGGCCAUCAACUCCAUGUACGCCUGGUACGCGGCCGCCGAGGUGUGCUACGCGUACCUGAGCGACGUGCCCAGCGAUGACGACCCGCUGGUCGAGAAGUCCGGCUUCGCGCGCAGCCGCUGGUUCCGCCGCGGCUGGACGCUGCAGGAGAUGAUCGCCCCGCGCGCCGUCGAGUUCUAUAGCAACGACUGGGUGAGCAUUGGCUCCAAGUGGGAGCUUGCGAGCACCAUCGAGAGGAUCACAGGGGUUCAUGGGACCAUUCUGAAGGAGCCAUACUUUGCUGGCACGGCGCAGCACAACUGGAGCGUUGCGCAGCGCAUGUCUUGGGCUGCCAACCGGCAGACGACGCGCCCGGAGGACCUGGCAUAUUCGCUGCUGGGUCUCUUCAGUGUCCAUAUGCCCCUCCUGUACGGCGAGGGUGCUCGAAACGCCUUUUUGAGGCUGCAAGGAGAGAUUGCCGAAGUGACGAACGACCAGUCGCUUUUUGCAUACGGCAAUUGGCCUCUCUCGUACAAGGGCAUAGCGGAGGAUGAUCUCAUCGUUGGGGGUUCCCUAUACGCAGGCUCCCCCUCCCGAUUCGCUUUGUGCAAGGACGUCGUCCCUGUCAGGCGACACGACGGUGGCCUGCCAUGGACAUCGGAAUUCUCACUCCACAACGACGGAUACCUACGGAUCCGGCUGCGGGUCUGCGAGAACAAGUCGAGACCAGAUAUGCGGGAGAGUCAUAUCGCGUUCCUCGAGUGCGAGCUGAGUCGGGACCCAGACCAGGUAGUUGGGUUUUUCGUGCACAACUACGACAGGGUCGACGGCAUGCCGACGGACGUGCAUGUCUACAAGCGUGAGUUCGCGACGUUGGCCAAGUUCCCUCGGCAUAUGGCUAUGGAGGCACCUUUGCGCGACGUUUUCCUGUCUUCGGUAUAUUGA
Anthostomella pinea is the source of this 1194-nucleotide messenger RNA. The record is from the annotation of a GenBank genome assembly. NCBI's taxonomy places the organism in Eukaryota, Fungi, Ascomycota, Sordariomycetes, Xylariales, Xylariaceae.